This is a messenger RNA of Funneliformis mosseae, 608 nucleotides long. Lineage: Eukaryota; Fungi; Glomeromycota; Glomeromycetes; Glomerales; Glomeraceae. The record is from the annotation of a GenBank genome assembly.
UGGUAACUCAGAAAUUGAUGCCUUUAUUUAUGAAGCACAAACAACCGCCGAAUUUCCUGAACAGAUCUUAGAAUGGAUCCCAGAAACUCAGUUUACGGAAUUUAAGCUGAUUGGUAAAGGUGGCUUUGGUAGAGUUUUUAAGGCUUACUGGGAAAAAGGUCGUAUUUGCAAGUGGAACUCCAUUAUGAAUAAAUGGGAACGGAGCGAACCGAUGUGGGUUGCCUUAAAAAGUAUAGAGAAGGGAGAUGAAAGUUUUAUUGACGAGGUCAAAGCUAUGUAUCAAUGCCUGAAAAUUAACUUGGGCUCUUUAGAUUGCUAUGGUAUAACACGAGAUCCUGUCACACAAGAUUAUCUAAUUGUCAUGCGAUUUGUCGAGUACGGCGAUUUACGAGCCUACCUAUCCUCUACCUUUGCCACCAGUAGUUGGAAAGAUCGUCUCGACAGACUUUGGAGCCUAUCAAUUGAUCUCCGUAGUCUUCAUCGGUCAGGCCUCGUGCAUCGGGACUUACACGGUGGCAAUGUGCUUUUUGGCAAUAACAGACGUAACUUUAUUGCUGACCUUGGUUUAACUUGUAAGGAUGGUCAAACUGAAACUGGAGAUAUCAAGG